ACCUUGAAACUAGGUAACAGGUAACCCAGAAAGCUGGCCAAGCAUAAAAUUACAGCCACAAACAGCCCUGCAGAGAACAUCUCAGGAGGGCGGCUGCUGGGUUUUUGUUGUUGUUGUUGUUGUUUUCAUCUUUCUUGGCCAAAGGAAGCAGGUGGUAAGAGAACUCAACCACAGCUCCUGAACUCCUUGAGAUUUACAGAGCUCUGUCACCUGGGGUAAGACUGUCAUUCUUUCAGGUUUUCUUCCUGUCCAAGAAAACAGACACGCUGUUUUUCAUGGUAUUUUCAAACUGGAAGAUCAAGACAGAAACUUUGGUCAUCAGGAAUGGAGAGAUUGCCCAAUGAAAUGACAGAAUUGAUCAUUAGGAUGUUUGUUACUCAAAAAGCCAAUUUUUUAAAGAAGCAUGCAUUAAAAUUAUUCCAACAUGCUAAUGUGGCACACUCCUCUGCUGCCUAACGGCAAGUGUUGCUAUUAGCAGAGGAAGAUUUGUUCUAGGAAAGAAGUAUUCUAGAGGGCCAGAAAGAACAGGUAUUGCUCCACCCGGGUAAACGCUGACUCAACUCUGUAGGGCUGGCACGCUCUUUCCUCACCUCACCCCUCCUGCCAAGAACAACUGAGAUCCAGAAAUAGCAGAAUUAGCGAGAGAAGAGGAAAUAUGCAGGACGGUGAUGAUGAGUAUGCACGAGGGAGUGCCAGGCAGUUUUCAUCGUUAAUGUUCUCCGUCUAUUGCUAGAGAAAAUGUCUUUCCUUGGAGGAGGCAUUGGCACGAGUUACUAUAAACUCCCUCUGAAUCUCAACACUUCUGGGACGCCGAUUCUGCUCCUGGCCUGGGGCAGGGCGUGGGAGCUUGGAAGCCAGCGCUGCGCUCCCCGUGGGAAGCGAUCGCCUACUCCAUCAACUCGCGCCCGGGCACUUAGCUCCUCCCGUUUCAGGGCGCCGCCUCCCCGGAUGGCAAACCCUAUAAAGUGGCGGCGAAUAAGGUUCCUCCUGCUGCUCUGGGUUUAGUCCAGCUACAAGGUCAGCGAGAUCCCGCGCCCCCCGGAGUACCGCGUGCAGGAGCCAUGGCACAGGAGCUAUACCACGAGGAGUUCGCCCGGGCGGGCAAGCAGGCGGGACUGCAGGUCUGGAGGAUUGAGAAGCUGGAGCUGGUGCCCGUGCCCCAGAGCGCUCACGGAGACUUCUACGUCGGGGAUGCCUACCUGGUGCUGCAUACGGCCAAGACGAGCCGAGGCUUCACCUACCGCCUGCACUUCUGGCUCGGAAAGGAGUGUUCCCAGGAUGAAAGCACAGCUGCUGCCAUCUUCACUGUUCAGAUGGAUGACUAUUUGGGUGGCAAGCCAGUGCAGAAUAGAGAACUUCAAGGAUAUGAGUCUACUGACUUUGUUAGCUAUUUCAAAGACGGUCUGAAAUACAAGGCUGGAGGCGUGGCAUCUGGAUUAAACCACGUUCUUACAAACGACCUGACAGCCAAGAGGCUCCUACAUGUGAAGGGUCGUAGAGUGGUGAGAGCCACAGAAGUUCCCCUUAGCUGGGACAGUUUCAACAAGGGUGACUGCUUCAUCAUUGACCUUGGCACCAAAAUUUAUCAGUGGUGUGGUUCCUCAUGCAACAAAUAUGAACGUCUGAAGGCAAACCAGGUAGCUACUGGCAUUCGUUACAAUGAAAGGAAAGGAAGGUCUGAACUAAUUGUCGUGGAAGAAGGAAGUGAACCCUCAGAACUUAUAAAGGUCUUAGGAGGAAAGCCGGAGCUUCCAGAUGGAGGUGAUGAUGAUGACAUUAUAGCAGACAUAAGUAACAGGAAAAUGGCUAAACUAUACAUGGUUUCAGAUGCAAGUGGCUCCAUGAGGGUGACUGUGGUGGCAGAAGAAAACCCCUUCUCGAUGGCAAUGCUGCUUUCUGAAGAAUGCUUUAUUUUGGACCACGGGGCUGCAAAACAAAUUUUCGUAUGGAAAGGUAAAGAUGCUAAUCCCCAGGAGAGGAAGGCUGCAAUGAAGACAGCUGAAGAAUUUCUACAGCAGAUGAAUUAUUCCAAGAAUACCCAAAUUCAAGUUCUUCCAGAAGGAGGUGAAACACCAAUCUUCAAACAGUUUUUUAAGGACUGGAGAGAUAAAGAUCAGAGUGAUGGCUUCGGGAAAGUAUAUGUCACAGAGAAAGUGGCUCAAAUAAAACAAAUUCCCUUUGAUGCCUCAAAAUUACAUAGUUCUCCACAGAUGGCAGCCCAGCACAAUAUGGUGGAUGAUGGUUCUGGCAAAGUGGAGAUUUGGCGUGUAGAAAACAAUGGUAGGAUCCAAGUUGACCAAAACUCAUAUGGUGAAUUCUAUGGUGGUGACUGCUACAUCAUACUCUACACCUAUCCCAGAGGACAAAUUAUCUACACGUGGCAAGGAGCAAAUGCCACACGAGAUGAGCUGACAACAUCUGCGUUCCUGACUGUUCAGUUGGAUCGGUCCCUCGGAGGACAGGCUGUGCAGAUCCGAGUCUCCCAAGGCAAAGAGCCUAUUCACCUGCUGAGUUUGUUCAAAGACAAACCGCUCAUUAUUUACAAGAAUGGAACAUCAAAGAAAGGAGGUCAGGCACCUGCUCCCCCUACACGCCUCUUUCAAGUCCGGAGAAACCUGGCAUCUAUCACCAGAAUUGUGGAGGUUGAUGUUGAUGCACAUUCACUGAAUUCUAACGAUGUUUUUGUCCUGAAACUGCCACAAAAUAGUGGCUACAUCUGGAUAGGAAAAGGUGCUAGCCAGGAGGAGGAGAAAGGAGCAGAGUAUGUAGCAAGUGUCCUCAAGUGCAAAACCUUACGGAUCCAAGAAGGCGAGGAGCCAGAGGAGUUUUGGAGUUCCCUUGGAGGGAAAGAAGUCUACCAGACCUCCCCACUACUGGAGACCCAGGCUGAAGACCAUCCACCUCGGCUUUAUGGCUGCUCUAACAAAACUGGAAGAUUCAUUAUUGAAGAGGUUCCAGGAGAGUUCACCCAGGAUGAUUUAGCAGAAGAUGAUGUUAUGUUACUAGAUGCUUGGGAACAGAUAUUUAUUUGGAUUGGCAAAGAUGCUAAUGAAGUUGAGAAAAAAGAAUCUCUGAAGUCUGCCAAAAUGUACCUUGAGACAGACCCUUCUGGAAGAGACAAGAGGACACCAAUUGUCAUCAUAAAACAAGGCCAUGAGCCACCCACAUUCACAGGCUGGUUCUUGGGCUGGGAUUCCAGCAAGUGGUAAACUGGUGUUUGUAAAAAGCAAACAAACAUUACAAGGCAGUUAUCUCAUUGCUCUUUUGGGAGAGGAACAGGAAAAGCUUUUUGUUUAUUUGUCUUUAGAAAAUUAAGGCCGGGUGCAGUGACUCACACCUGUAAUCCCAGCACUUUCGGAGGCUGAGGCAGUCGGAUCAUUUGGGGUCAGGAUUUCGAGACCAGCCUGGCCACCAUGGCGAAACCCCGUGUCUACUAAAAAUACAAAAAAAAAUUAGCUGGCAUGGUGGCACAUACCUGUAAUCCCAGCUACUUAGAAGACUGAGACCGGAAAAUUGCUUGAACCUAGGAGGCUGAGGUUGUGGUGAGCCGGGAUCGUGCCACCACACUGCAGCCUGGGCAACAGAGACUCUGUCUCAAAAAAUAAAUGAAUAAAUAAAAAAUAACCUCAACCAAAUGCCUAUUUUUUAAUGCUUAAUUUUGGUUUGAAAUUCUUCUUAAACUGGAGCUUUCUUACGUUAAUACAUUCAAAUAACCUGAAGGAAACUUUCAUUAUGGGCCAAUAUUAGCUCUUCUGGAAACUGAUUUAUAUCUUUUUUAUGACCUUUCAAAAGUAAAAUACUAUGCAUAAUCUAGAGAGAUUUGUCAGAUAGGAAAUUUUAUAAUGCAUUAGCCAUUAGUCAAACUUGUUUUUUAACAUGCCAGAGAAAAAGUUGUAAUGCCUUGGAAGUUUUUCUCUUUUCUAUAGAUGGUGUUCAAAUGAUUUGUAUACUUGCAAUAAGGUUUAUGUUAAAGUGGCUUUAACAAUUUGUUGCUAUUUUCCUUCUUUAGUCAAUGUGACUUUGAUGCCAUUAACUCCUACGUGUUAUUUUCUAAGAGAAAUUUUAUCUUUUUUUAAAACCUUAUUAAAAGUCUUUGAAAGCACA
Chlorocebus sabaeus (green monkey) is the source of this 4104-nucleotide messenger RNA. It is a transcript of the gene SCIN, whose product is annotated as scinderin. Gene Ontology annotation, cellular component: cytoplasm; actin cytoskeleton. Gene Ontology annotation, molecular function: phosphatidylinositol-4,5-bisphosphate binding; actin filament binding. The record is from RefSeq and is a predicted model, not a curated record. Gene Ontology annotation, biological process: barbed-end actin filament capping; central nervous system development; cell projection assembly. NCBI's taxonomy places the organism in Eukaryota, Metazoa, Chordata, Mammalia, Primates, Cercopithecidae.